CUUCCAUACCACUGUUCCCCUAAGAUCCACUCUUGGGCCAUGGCUGUUCACAGACAAACAUCAAAGAUGGCUCUGUACCUUGUUUGGACCCUGAUGGGCUUCAGUCUAAGUGCCCCUCCAGUUACUUUGGGCCCUGCAGCAUAUGACCUGGAGAAUUACGAUGACUCAAACACAUGGAAUCUAAACCCGUACGGAGAGACCUAUGAUUAUGAUGACCUGGAUGAGGAGGUUGGGACGCUGGCUCCUCCUCCAGCAGUCACUCAGCCACCUGCUAUAGUUCCUCCAGAGGACUAUGUGGAGGAAGUGACACUGCCGCCCCGUCCGACAAAGUCACCCGUCCCUUCCACUCUAGACUUCCAUGGUCCGGGUCUGUUUGGGCCUGACACAGGCUUAGGCAUGCCCUCCUGCCUGCUGUGUGUGUGUAUCAGUGGCAGUGUGUACUGUGAUGACUCAGAUCUGACUCAGAUUCCCCCUCUCCCUAAAGAAACCACACACUUCUACGCUCGCUUCAACAAGAUCACGGAGGUCAGGGCCACAGACUUCAUCAAUCUCAAUCAGCUAAAAAGGAUCGACCUGAGUGGAAACCAGAUAAGUAAAGUGAACGACGAUGCUUUUCGUUCAAUGCUUCAGCUUCAGGAUCUCAUAUUGGCUGAUAACAACAUCCAGGCCCUUCCAGAACUCCCAGCUACCCUCAAACACAUCGACGUUCGCAAUAACCAGCUGAGGAGUUCAGGCAUGCAUGCAGAGGCCUUUAUGAAGAUGAAGGAACUGCAGUUCCUGUACCUGUCAAACAACAAGUUAGACUACAUUCCCGUACCCCUCCCUGAGAGCCUACGAGUGCUCCACCUGCAGAACAACAAUAUACAGAGCAUAGGCCAAGAUACUUUCUGCAACACCCACGACAUAAACUACAUACGGAAAGCCCUGGAGGACAUCAGGCUUGACGGCAACCCUGUGGACAUCAAUCUUUACGCCCAUGCUUAUGUCUGCUUACCCCGACUACCUAUAGGAACUCCAGUCUAGGACGGCGUCCCCAUAUUUUCCGCAGUUUGUGUGUGUAUGUGUGUAUUUUCUGACCUUCAAAACUCCUCGGUGACCACAGCAAAAUAAUUUGGAGCAAAAAGAUCAAAUACUUUAAAAUGUCACCAUAUCAAUAGGCAAUCAAUAUCUAUCUUUUAAAUUCCAAGUUAGUUCUUAUUUAGCCAGUCACACUAGGCAUUUAGUGACUUUGCACUCAUUACAGUCCAAGUACAAAAUGGCUCUGUUUCAAAAUCCAGUGAGCUACCAUAGGCAUAAUCUUAAAUGUAAAGGCAAAAUAAGUGACCAAUUGGAAACCGUCAUAGGCAGCAACACUGCAAAAACAGGAGGCGCAACUCACAGUUGAUUUUAUUUCCAAUUUUUUUAUUGGCAUUUUGUCAGGACAGCAUGAAAUACACUUACAUCAAACUGAUCAACGUACAACAAAAUGUCCUUACCGUGUCACUCACAGUUGAUUUUAACAGUGUUUGCAGUUAGCAUGUUGCUAAGCUAAGGAACUGUUUGUCAAAUAGCCAUAUAAAUAAGUAGCACACACAAAUAUGUGGUAAAAUAGUAAAUUCAUUAGUCAUGUAUUAAUCAGUUUAACUUUUUCAACCUCCACCUACAAAACUCCAAAAAACAUAGUUAUACAUAAAAUUCACUGUUGUUUCCAGCUGAAAUGAACAGGCAGUAAAACUCCAACUCUCCUUUUACACAAAUUAUGAUUACGGGGCUUUUGUUUGCGCAGUUCUUAAAAUACUUUUGCCAUAGCACUUGAUUUAAACUAAUGCAUUUUGACAUUUGCAUCACACAACCAGCUCUAUAUGCAUGACCUUUCUGAUAUAGUAAACUUGCUCAGUAGCUCACCUGGUUUUCAAAUGCAAUAGAGCAUUAACCUUUAAGCGCCGUUCACCAGUACAAUACAUACAACAACCAACAUUUCCAAAUUCCCGUUCGUUUGUGUCAAAUAAAACAGAACACACUUUUAGCAGCACUCACUGGACAUUUCACUUUAAAACACUUUAAAAGUGUUGUGAAAUGUGCA
Molecule: messenger RNA, 2062 nt
Organism: Sinocyclocheilus grahami
Lineage: Eukaryota; Metazoa; Chordata; Actinopteri; Cypriniformes; Cyprinidae
Gene: optc
Product: opticin
Exons: 7
Coding region: 40-1023 (327 amino acids)
Biological process (GO): articular cartilage development; bone development
Cellular component (GO): extracellular matrix
Molecular function (GO): protein binding
Source: RefSeq, a predicted model, not a curated record